Messenger RNA from Sphaerulina musiva SO2202, 2838 nucleotides. Its product is annotated as MCM-domain-containing protein. The transcript has 3 exons. Gene Ontology annotation, molecular function: single-stranded DNA helicase activity; 3'-5' DNA helicase activity; ATP binding. Gene Ontology annotation, biological process: double-strand break repair via break-induced replication; mitotic DNA replication initiation; DNA replication. Lineage: Eukaryota; Fungi; Ascomycota; Dothideomycetes; Mycosphaerellales; Mycosphaerellaceae. The coding region runs from base 62 to 2668 and encodes 868 amino acids. The record is from RefSeq and is a predicted model, not a curated record. Gene Ontology annotation, cellular component: MCM complex; nucleus.
CAAAACAACACCAUCUCCGCGCAGUAUACUGACCUUCUUCAGCUCACCACUGCGACCCAACAUGUCUUCUGCGAAUCGAGGCCGCCCUGCGCCUGGUGGGCGCAAACGUGGUAGAGAUGCCGAGGACGACAUGCCUUCGUCUGGCGCAGCACCACCUUCGAGUCCUCCCGCAUCUUCUCCACCAGUGUUUCCCGGCGGCGACGACGACAUCGAGGAGGAUGACAAUCUUGACCCGGAGGAGGAUCUCAUUCAGGACAUCGACGAUGCGGACGAGAUGGCAGAAGACGAUGCUGGCAUCGAUCUGUUUGGCGACAACUUCGAUCGCGACUACGACCGCAAUGACAAUGACACUUAUCGCGGAGCAGACAUUGACGAUGAAGAGGAGUACGAGCAAAUGGAUGCCGCAUCCAGGAGAGCGCUUGAAGCCCGCCUUAAUCGUCGUGAUCGAGAACUUGCACGACAACGCAGACUGCCCGGCGCUUUCUUGCCAGACGAGGAGGAGGAUGUGAUGGACCUCACACGCCAGCCACGGCGACGACGACAUCGGUUUGACGAAGACCCCGAUGACAUGGACAUGCACGACGAUAUCAUGGCAGAAGAGCUUUCAUUGGAAGCACUUGCAGAUGUAAAGGCGGCGAGCUUGACGGACUGGGUGUCACUCCCCGCUGUUCACAAAACUGUUGCACGCGAGUUCAAAUCCUUUCUGACCGAAUAUACGGAUACUGCUGGCACUUCCGUAUAUGGCGUGCGUAUUCGAACACUGGGAGAAGUCAACGCCGAGUCAUUAGAAGUCGACUGGGAUCAUCUCUCGCAGUCGAAGCCAACCUUGGCCUACUUCUUGGUCAAUGUGCCUGCUUCUAUCCUGCCCAUCUUCGAUGCGGUGGCCCUCGAAGUCGCUCUGUAUCACUACCCGGACUACGAGAGAAUCCAUUCGGAGCUGCACGUCCGCAUUACGAAUCUGCCCGUCUCCUACACUCUUCGUCAACUGCGUCAAAGCCAUCUCAAUUGUCUCCUUCGCGUGAGUGGCGUGGUCACGCGCAGAACGGGCGUUUUCCCACAACUGAAGUACGUCAAGUUCGACUGCACCAAGUGCGGCAUCACCCUUGGACCGUUUCCUCAGGACAGCAAUGCGGAAGUCAAACUUUCCUUUUGUCAGAAUUGCCAAUCUCGAGGACCCUUCACGCUCAAUAGUGAAAAGACGGUGUAUCGGAAUUACCAGAAACUUACAUUGCAGGAGUCUCCUGGAACGGUGCCUGCAGGUCGUCUGCCACGACACCGAGAAGUUAUCCUGCUGUGGGACUUGAUCGAUUCUGCCAAGCCAGGAGAGGAGGUCGAGAUCACGGGUGUGUACCGAAACAACUAUGAUGCGCAGCUUAACAACAAGAAUGGUUUUCCAGUGUUCGCAACGAUACUGGAAGCCAAUCAUGUAGUGAAAACGCACGAUCAGCUUGCUGGGUUCAGGUUGACAGAAGAUGACGAGCGCAAAAUCCGACAACUGAGCAAAGAUCCGAAGAUUGUGGAGAAGAUUGUACAGUCUAUUGCGCCGUCCAUAUACGGCCAUGACGAUAUCAAGACUGCUGUCGCCCUGUCUCUGUUUGGUGGCGUGUCCAAAGUGGCACAGGGAAAGCACGCGAUCCGUGGUGAUAUCAACCUGCUUCUGCUGGGAGAUCCUGGAACUGCCAAAUCGCAAGUGCUCAAGUAUAUUGAGAGCACAGCACAUCGGGCAGUCUUUGCCACUGGUCAGGGUGCUUCGGCAGUCGGUCUCACUGCAAGCGUGCGGAGAGAUCCACUUACAGCAGAGUGGACACUGGAAGGCGGCGCGCUCGUCCUUGCUGAUAGAGGCACUUGUCUGAUUGAUGAGUUUGACAAGAUGAACGAUCAAGACCGAACGAGUAUCCACGAAGCCAUGGAACAACAGACCAUCUCGAUAUCCAAAGCCGGUAUUGUGACAACAUUACAGGCUCGAUGUGCAGUCAUUGCAGCAGCCAAUCCUAUUGGUGGUCGUUACAACGGCACGGUCCCAUUCAGCCAGAACGUGGAACUGACAGAACCGAUUUUAUCCCGAUUUGACAUCCUGUGCGUUGUGCGAGACACUGUUGACCCUGCAGAGGACGAGCGAUUGGCUCAAUUCGUGGUCAACAGCCAUGGCCGAGCACAUCCUGUGAUGAGCUCAGCUCUCGGCUCACAAACGCAGACCGAUGCACCGCAGAGCAUGGAAGUUGAUGGUGAGGAGACCACGGCUGGGCCAAAGACCGUCAUACCACAAGAGUUACUUCGCAAGUACAUUCUCUACGCACGUGAACACUGCCGGCCCAAGCUUUACCAGAUCGAUCAGGACAAGAUUGCUCGGUUAUUCGCAGACAUGAGGCGAGAAUCACUGGCGACCGGUGCAUACCCCAUUACAGUCCGUCAUCUCGAAUCCAUCCUCCGCAUCAGCGAAUCCUUUGCCAAGAUGCGACUUAGUGAAUACUGCAAUGCUCACGACAUUGAUCGUGCCAUAGCUGUUGCCAUUGACAGCUUCGUUGGCAGUCAGAAGGUGUCGUGUAAAAAGGCACUUGCACGCGCGUUCGCCAAAUACACACUUAAUCGUCCUGGCACGAACAGGAAUUCAGGAGGAGGUGGUUCUCGAAGAGCGCCUCGGAGAGAGGAUGUCGCUGCAAGUGCGUAAUGUGCAUUCGACGAGAUGUAGUUUUUUUAAUCGUUCAAGAAGAUGGCGCCGGUGUUGUUGACAUGAAGAUACCUGAAAGAGCCAGGAUUGUUCAGAGCGCAUAUGAAGAUGAAUGUCAAUUAUGUUCACCCCUUCCUCGCUUACUUGCUUACCCCAAGCUACCUACCUAC